GCCUGCUGGCUCCGGCCGCCCUGCCGCCGAGCUCCCCUCGGCCGCGCGUGCUGCCGGCGCCCCGCGGCGGCGGCGGCCAGCAGGCCGUGGACCGCAGACGCCCACUGCUCGUGGCCCUCUUGGGCGCCGCCGUCCCCUCUCCGGUCGCCGGCCUCGAGCCCGGGCCGGUGGCCGCACCUUCGGCGCCCAGCUGCGAGCCGACGCUCUCACAUCUGGCGGGUGAGCUAGGUGACGUAUUCCUUGUGGGUGUCGCGCAUGUCAGCAACCGAUCUGCGGAGCUCGCACGAGUGGCAGUGUUGCGCGGCUCCCCCGACCUGGUGAUGAUGCGGGGUUCAGGUCGAACCUAG
Prorocentrum cordatum is the source of this 347-nucleotide messenger RNA. The record is from the annotation of a GenBank genome assembly. NCBI's taxonomy places the organism in Eukaryota, Dinophyceae, Prorocentrales, Prorocentraceae.